GUUUGAAUAUUGCUUCAGGGUCACGGUGCAGAUAUCAAAGUCUAGGGCAUUAUCGAUGUGACGUGUCGUCUCAAGUAUUUUGUUUUCUGGGAAAAGCCACUUAUUAAUAUUUGCUAUUCUGUGGUCUAUUAUGAACAUUAUUUAAUAGCCCCAUCUUCAGUUGAAAUAUGGUUGGAACACUGUUCAGUGCUUUCAGCAUAUUGUGGCAUUCUGUGUCAUUCAUCAGCUUACAGACUUUAGGAAUCUUACUAUUUGGAAUUUAUUUUUAUCGUUUAAUUAAAAUAUGUUACAACUACUCGAUUGGAAGAAUACUGUUUUCAAAACGAAAGAACUUAAAACAAUCAGGUGAAUGGGCAAUUGUGACUGGUGCCACUGAUGGAAUAGGCAAAGCAUACGCGGAGGAAUUAGCUAAAGAUGGUUUAAAUAUUAUGUUAAUAAGCAGAAAUUUGGAAAAAUUAAAAAGUGUCGCCAACGAAAUUGAAUCGUCUUAUCAUGUGAAAACGCGUAUUGUUGUUGCGGAUUUCACACAAAAUAAUAUUUAUGAAUCAAUUGAAAAAGAAAUAUCUCAAUUAUCAUCUAUUGCUUGUCUUGUUAAUAAUGUUGGCAUGAGUUAUCCAUAUUUUGAUUAUUAUACAAAUGAUAAAUUUAUGAAUAUACAUUUUAUACAAAAUUUAAUUGCUUGUAAUACACAAUCCAUAGCAAUUAUGACUUAUAUUGUUUUACCAAUCUUAUUAAAACAACAAAUGAAUAAUUCAGCUAUCAUAAAUAUUGGUUCAAUGUUAGGUUAUUUACCAUCACCAUUUAAUUCAUUAUAUGGUUCCACCAAAUCAUUUAUACAUCAUUUUUCUAAAUCUAUUCAAGCUGAAUUGAAUCUAUCUAAUAAUAAUAAUAAUAAUAAGAUAAUGAUUCAAACUGUUUAUCCAUUAUUUGUUGCCACAUCUAUGUCACGUACAAGUAGAACAUCAUUGUUUAUACCAUCCCCGAAAGAUUAUGUGAAUAGUGCAUUGAAUAUGUUAGGUGUAGAAGAAUUUACAACUGGUUAUUUUCCACAUGCAUUACAAUGUUAUGUAUUAACUUCAAUACCUAUAUCAUGGGUUUAUAAUAAAUAUAAACAAAUUGCUGAUAAAGCACGUAGAAAAUAUCAAUAAGCAUUAUAAUCUUUAUUUGACCUGCUUCGAUUUGGGCACCCAGACAGUAUCACAGCCCUCACACACAUAUCGAAUGAGAUUUGUGUGGCGUAUAUGUAUUUGGUGCCUCCUUGUACCAAUAUCUAUGUGUUAAAAUAAAUCAUCUCUAUUGUUGUUUCAACUAUCUUUUUAUUUAUAUAUAUAUGUAUUUUUCUAAUAUUAAAUUCUUAAAUAUUAUUAUGGAUAGAUUAGUUUCUUAAUAGGAUGUCAAUAAUAUGAAACUAAUAACUUUAUAUAAAAGUUUCUACAAGUUGUACAUCAUGGCGAUUUUCACCUCAUUAUAUGAUUGUCAUUAUCAUUAAAUUAGAUAUAUAGC
Molecule: messenger RNA, 1503 nt
Organism: Schistosoma curassoni
Lineage: Eukaryota; Metazoa; Platyhelminthes; Trematoda; Strigeidida; Schistosomatidae
Source: the annotation of a GenBank genome assembly